AUGGACGGUAGAAACCUCCCACCCGAGUAUUUAAACCGUUAUAGCGGUGCCACCUCGGUAAUCCCAAAAUUGGAGCCAACAGAUGUUCCCAAGAACCCGGUGUCGCCUGCAGUGCCAGUCUCAUCCAAAUCUGACGAGCCCAAACAACCUGUCCUCCCGUGGUAUGAUCCACGAGGAUGGUCAAAGCGUCGAAAAGCCUUAUCAGGGAUUGGUAUUCUGGUGGUCAUCAUCGUGGUUAUUGUUGGUGCUGUUUUUGGCGUUAGGGCAAACCGAUACCCGAAGUAUUUGCCCUUAAACUAUCGACUAGUCGAUAAAUACCAAGGCACCUCGUUCUUCGACCAGUUCCAUUACUUCACAGAUGAUGAUCCCACUGAUGGAUUCGUGGUCUACGUGAGUGAGCGAACAGCCCAAAGCCUCAACCUCACAUACGCUACUGAGACCUCUGCAAUCCUGCGAGUCGACUCAUUCACGCCCAACGCUCUCGCUGGCCGCAACUCCGUCCGCAUAGAAUCCAAAUCAACAUACGACAACGGCCUCUUCAUCUUCGACAUCGUCCACACACCCUACGGCUGCGGAACAUGGCCCGCACUAUGGUUGACAGAUGGUUAUAACUGGCCUAUGAACGGAGAGAUCGACAUUCUAGAAACAACCAACGAAGGCGCCCACGGCAACGAAGUCACUCUUCACUCCACAAAAGGAUGUAAAAUGAACGUCAAACGCAAGCAGACAGGAAACCCCGUCUUCAACAACUGCGAAAACAUCACCAACAGCAACGCAGGCUGCGGCGUUGUCGGCGAGCCGUCUACAUACGGACAGGCAAUGAACGCAGAAGGCGGCGGAGUGUAUGCCCUUGAGCUCCGGGAUGAUGGUGUCCGAGCCUGGUUCUUUCCUCGGAGGCUGAUCCCGGAUGAUAUCACGGACCCUUCUCAGACACCUGAUCCGUCGACUUGGGGCACUGCAAUGGCUGACUUUCCCAGUACGGAGUGUGAUAUUGCAUCGCACUUUAAGAAUCAGAGUAUUAUUGUGAAUAUUGAUCUUUGUGGACAGUUGGCUGCUCAGCCGCAGUUUUACGAGAAGAUGUAUAAAUGUCCGGGGACUUGCCCGGAUUUCGUGGCUAACAACCCGUCUAGCUUUGAGGAAGCUUAUUGGGAGUUUAACAAUUUUGCUGUUUAUCAGGCUUAG
This is a messenger RNA of Penicillium longicatenatum, 1182 nucleotides long. RefSeq names its product glycoside hydrolase family 16 protein. The record is from RefSeq and is a predicted model, not a curated record. Gene Ontology annotation, biological process: glucan catabolic process. The coding region runs from base 1 to 1182 and encodes 393 amino acids. Gene Ontology annotation, molecular function: hydrolase activity, hydrolyzing O-glycosyl compounds. The transcript has 2 exons. Lineage: Eukaryota; Fungi; Ascomycota; Eurotiomycetes; Eurotiales; Aspergillaceae.